AUGAUGAAGGAGAAGCAGAUGGAGUUUCUCCCUCUUUAUUUGGAUUUUAUAUUUCACAUGGACCCUUAUCUGGGCAUCUUCUUCCUCACUCCAUUCUUCCAGUCCUGCUAUGCCUGGUCAGUGAAUAAUUUCCUGAUGACGGGCCCCAAGGCCUAUCUCAUCUACUCCAGCAGUGUGGCGGCUGGGGCACAGAGCGGCAUCGAGGAGUGCAAGUUCCAGUUCGCCUGGGACCGCUGGAACUGCCCGGAGAGGGCCCUGCAGCUCUCCAGCCACGGUGGGCUGCGCAGUGCAAACCGAGAAACAGCCUUUGUCCACGCCAUCAGCUCUGCGGGCGUCAUGUACACACUGACCCGGAACUGCAGCCUGGGGGAUUUUGACAACUGUGGCUGUGACGAUUCCCGCAAUGGACAGCUGGGGGGACAAGGCUGGCUGUGGGGAGGCUGCAGUGAUAAUGUGGGCUUUGGGGAAGCUAUUUCCAAGCAGUUUGUGGAUGCCCUGGAGACUGGACAAGAUGCCAGAGCUGCUAUGAACCUGCAUAACAACGAGGCAGGUAGAAAGGCAGUGAAAGGGACCAUGAAGCGGACUUGCAAAUGCCAUGGUGUGUCGGGGAGCUGCACCACCCAGACCUGCUGGCUGCAGUUACCCGAGUUUCGGGAGGUGGGCACUUACCUCAAGGAGAGGUACCACAAAGCCCUGAAGGUGGACUUGCUGCAGGGAGCAGGGAACAGCGCUGCCAGCCGGGGUGCCAUUGCUGAGACCUUCAGUUCCAUCUCCAAGAAGGAACUGGUCCAUUUGGAAGACUCUCCUGACUACUGCCUGGAGAACAAGACACUGGGCCUACUGGGCACAGAGGGCAGGGAAUGCCUGAAGAGGGGCAAGGCGCUCAGCAAGUGGGAGAAGCGGAGCUGCCGGCGGCUGUGCGGGGACUGCGGGCUGGCGGUGGAGGAGAGGCGAGCUGAGAUGGUGUCCAGCUGCAACUGCAAGUUCCACUGGUGCUGUGCUGUGCGCUGUGAGCAGUGCCGCAAACGGGUCACCAAGUACUUCUGUGUCCGCAAGGAGAAGCGGGAGCGCAGCGGAGGUGGCAGAGCCAGUCGCAAGCUCAAGAGAAAGCUCUAA
Sturnus vulgaris (Common starling) is the source of this 1116-nucleotide messenger RNA. It is a transcript of the gene WNT8B, whose product is annotated as Wnt family member 8B. Gene Ontology annotation, molecular function: cytokine activity; frizzled binding. The record is from RefSeq and is a predicted model, not a curated record. Gene Ontology annotation, biological process: neuron differentiation; cell fate commitment; multicellular organism development. Lineage: Eukaryota; Metazoa; Chordata; Aves; Passeriformes; Sturnidae. Gene Ontology annotation, cellular component: extracellular region.